This is a messenger RNA of Physeter macrocephalus (sperm whale), 1491 nucleotides long. RefSeq names its product hemicentin-2-like. Lineage: Eukaryota; Metazoa; Chordata; Mammalia; Artiodactyla; Physeteridae. The transcript is spliced from 11 exons. The record is from RefSeq and is a predicted model, not a curated record. The annotation marks the transcript as partial.
AUGCGUCAUUUUACAGAUGGGGAAACUGAGGCUUGGGACGGUGAAGUAAGCUCUGAGAAGCCGCCUGACUGGUGGAGGGUGGAGCCAGGAUUCCAGUCAGCUCUGCCUGAGGUCAAAGAUAUUGGCCCGGUGACCCUCACGGCCGACCCAGCGGUGUUUCAGAGGGAGCUGAGAGAACUCUACGUUCAGGGAGGCGGGGACUGCCCAGAGAUGAGCAUGGGGGCCAUCAAGGCUGCCGUGGAGGUCGCCAACCCCGGCUCCUUCAUCUACGUUUUCUCGGACGCCCGCGCCAAGGACUACCACAAGAAGGACGAGGUGCUGCAGCUGCUGCAGCUUAAACAGUCACAGGUGGUCUUUGUGCUGACGGGGGACUGUGGUGACCGUACUCAUCCUGGCUACCUGGCCUACGAGGAGAUUGCUGCCACCAGCUCCGGGCAGGUGUUCCACCUGGACAGGCAGCAGGUGACCGAGGUGCUGAAGUGGGUGGAGUCAGCAAUCCAGGCCUCCAAGGUGCACCUGCUGUCCACGGACCAUGAGGAAGGCGGCGAACACGCGUGGAAGAUCCCCUUUGACCCCAGCCUGAAGGAGGUCACCAUCUCCCUGAGUGGCCCGGGGCCCGAGAUCGAAGUCCAGGACCCGCUGGGGAGGAUCCUGCAGAGGGACGAGGGCCUCAACGUGCUCCUCAACAUCCCUGACUCGGCCAAGGUUGUGGCCUUUAAGCCUGAGCAUCCUGGGCUGUGGUCCAUCAAGGUCUAUAGCAGCGGCCGCCAUUCGGUCAGGAUCACGGGCAUCAGCGAUAUCGACUUCCGAGCUGGCUUCUCCACUCAGCCCUCCCUGGACCUCAGCCACGCCAUCGAGUGGCCCCUGCAAGGGGUGCCCAUCUCCCUGGUGAUCAACUCCACAGGCCUGCAGGCGCCCGGCCGCCUGGACUCGAUGGAGGUCUCACACAGCUCAGGGCGGUCCCUCCUGACUUUGCCCACGCGGCUCCUCUCCAACGGAUCCACCCAUCAGCUGUGGGGGGGGCCGUCCUUCCCCACCCCCCAGGAGCGCUUCUACCUCAAGGUGAAGGGCAAGGACCAUGAGGGAAACCCCCUCCUCCGUGUCUCUGGAGUUUCCUACCGUGGGGUGGCCCCGGGUGCCCCCCUGGUCAGCAUGCCCCCCAGGAUCCACGGCUACCUGCACCAGCCCCUGGUGGUCUCCUGCUCUGUGCACAGCGCCCUCCCCUUCUGGCUACAGCUGCGGCGGGAUGGAGCCAGGCUGGGCGAGGAGAGGCACUUUCAGGGGUCAGGGAACAGCAGUUGGGAGAUCCCACGGGCCUCCAAGGCUGAGGAAGGCACAUAUGAAUGCACAGCGGUCAGCAGGGCUGGGACCGGACGAGCAAAGGCCCAGAUUGUCGUCACAGGAUUUCCUCCCAGGGUUUCUCCAUCUGUGGGCAAGCGUGCCAGCCAGCUGCUGCGGCCUGUCCGUCAUCCAGGGUCUGAUGCCCGCACU